This is a messenger RNA of Alternaria ventricosa, 414 nucleotides long. RefSeq lists its product as uncharacterized. Lineage: Eukaryota; Fungi; Ascomycota; Dothideomycetes; Pleosporales; Pleosporaceae. Gene Ontology annotation, molecular function: carbon-sulfur lyase activity. The coding region runs from base 1 to 414 and encodes 137 amino acids. The transcript has 2 exons. The record is from RefSeq and is a predicted model, not a curated record.
AUGUCCGAUACUGACAAGUCCAACUCCGGUCCUCCUGGCGCGCCCCCAGCCGACGCUCCAACCAAGACCUACGAUGCAUCAUGCCACUGCGGCGCAUUCAAGUACUCCGUCACUGCAUCUCCUCCGCUUGACGAUCCCAGCGCGGUUCUAGUGGAAUGCAACUGCAGUAUCUGCGUGUCGAACGGUUAUCUUCUUAUCUACGUGCCCAACGAGUGUAUCGUUUUCUCAAGUGGUAGCAUCGAGCAGUUCAAGAGAAUGGGCCACCACUUCUGCGGUACCUGCGGUGCAUCGUGCAUGAUCCGCUCCAAGGACCCCAAUUUCUUUACCGGUAUGACGUGUAUCAAUGCACGCAUGCUGCAGGGUGUCGAGCUCGAAAAAUUGAAGCGCAAGUCUGUCGACGGAAAGAGCUUCUGA